AUGACAAGAAAGAAAGUGAAACUUGCUUACAUUGAAAAUGACUCUGCAAGAAAGGCAACAUACAAGAAGAGAAAGAGAGGGCUUAUGAAGAAAAUUAGUGAAUUGAGCAUUCUUUGUGGGAUUGAGGCUUGUGCAAUCAUCUUUAGUCCCUAUGAUUCUCAGCCUGAGCUCUGGCCUUCCCCCAUUGGAGUCCAACGUGUUCUCUCUCAAUUUAAAAGGAUGCCCGAGAUGGAACAGAGCAAGAAGAUGGUGAACCAAGAGACGUUUCUACGACAAAGAAUUGCAAAGGCAAACGAGCAGUUGAAGAAGUUGAGAAAGGACAAUCGAGAGAAAGAGAUCACACGACUCAUGUUCCAAUGCCUCACUGCUACAAAAGAGUUGCAUGGCAUCAACAUGCAUGAUUUGAAUGACCUCGGUUGGCUCGUCGAUCAGAAUCUUAAAGAGAUUGCUACACGCAUUGAGUCUCUUAAAAAGCCUUCCAUGGAGCUUCAGCUUCGGUCUCAGCCUCAGCCUCAACCUCAGCCUCCGUCUCAACCGUCGACCCAGCCGCAAACUGCGGCGUGGCUGAUGGAGCUUGAGAGCCCUCAGGAUCAAAUGCGGUUUGUAGGGGAUGAUAUGCUUUUGCCUUUUGGGGAUCAAACUUAUAACUACGAUAAUGCAAUGUGGUCCAAUGCCUUUUUCCCUUAG
This is a messenger RNA of Benincasa hispida (wax gourd), 687 nucleotides long. RefSeq names its product agamous-like MADS-box protein AGL80. The record is from RefSeq and is a predicted model, not a curated record. NCBI's taxonomy places the organism in Eukaryota, Viridiplantae, Streptophyta, Magnoliopsida, Cucurbitales, Cucurbitaceae. Gene Ontology annotation, biological process: positive regulation of transcription by RNA polymerase II. Gene Ontology annotation, molecular function: DNA-binding transcription factor activity, RNA polymerase II-specific; cis-regulatory region sequence-specific DNA binding; protein dimerization activity.